Molecule: messenger RNA, 2556 nt
Organism: Ciona intestinalis (vase tunicate)
Lineage: Eukaryota; Metazoa; Chordata; Ascidiacea; Phlebobranchia; Cionidae
Product: acetoacetyl-CoA synthetase-like
Biological process (GO): lipid metabolic process
Molecular function (GO): acetoacetate-CoA ligase activity
Source: RefSeq, a predicted model, not a curated record
GAAGGUAUUUGUCUAUAAUCUAGCAAUAAACGUAUAAUAUGGGGCCAAUUAAACAAGAUAGUGAAAAGGCAUUAAAUAGAGUAAUGUGGACCCCAGACUUCAGUGUAAAGGACAACAAUAUGAUCAACUUUAUGCAAAGAAUAAACAAGAAGUACAAUUUAGCACUGCAAAGUUACGACCAAUUGUGGGAAUGGUCAACCAAAAAUUAUGCAGAGUUCUGGGGGGAGGUGUGGGAUAUUAUGGAAAUAGUACAUUCUACUGGGUAUGUUAAAGUUGUGGAUGUGACAAAAAAGAUUACUGACAACCCAGAAUGGUUCUCUGGUGCAAGAAUAAAUUAUGCUGAGAAUAUGUUACGAUAUGAUGAUGAUAAAGUGGCAAUACUAUCUGCUGGUGAAGGAAGAAAUAUUGAAAGUUUAUCAUACAAAGAGUUGCGCAUUAAAGUUGCACUGUAUUCAUCAGCACUGCGUAAACUAGGGAUUGAGAGCGGAGAUAGAGUAGUGGGGUACAUACCUAACUGCACUGACGCCGUGGUAAUUAUGCUGGCAGCUGCAAGUAUUGGCGCAAUAUGGAGUAGUACAUCACCUGAUUUUGGAGUUUCUGGAGUUUUAGAUCGGUUUCAGCAAAUCAAACCAAAAAUUAUAUUUUCAGUGGAUGCAGUUCGAUAUAACAAUAAAAUUCAUACGCAUUUGGAUAAACUGCGACAAGUGGUUAAUGGUCUAGCAGAUCUACAGUCUGUAGUUGUGAUUCCUUUUGUUAAUAACAUGGAAAGUGUUAACAUAGAUGACAUACCAAAAAGUAUGAUGCUAUCCUCUUUUCUUCAGACUGGGUCAACAACUGAUAGGUUGCAGUUUGAGCAACUUCCAUUUAACCACCCACUGUUUAUUAUGUACUCAUCUGGCACCACAGGACCUCCAAAAUGUAUGGUUCAUUCAGCAGGAGGGACUUUAAUCCAACACAUGAAGGAACACAUAUUACAUGGUAACAUGAUGCGAUCAGAUAAAAUAUUGUAUUACACCACCACAGGAUGGAUGAUGUGGAAUUGGCUGGUUGGUGCUUUAUCAUCCGGUGCAACCAUUGUUCUCUAUGAUGGUUCACCAUUUCAACCAAAAGCUAAUGUCAUGUUUGACUUAAUAGAUAGUUUGAAAAUAACCAUUUUAGGAACCAGCGCAAAGUGUUUAGAUGUGAUGGAAAAGUACAAGCUGGAGCCAAUUAAAACUCAUAAUUUAAGUACCUUGCACACUGUUCUCUCCACAGGUUCACCCUUAGCUGGCCACCAAUAUGAUUAUGUUUACAAUAAUAUCAAGGCCGAUGUUUUAUUAGGCUCAAUAACUGGAGGAACAGAUAUUAUUUCAUGUUUUAUCGGACAAAACUGGACAGUGCCUGUUCAUAGGGGUGAAUUACAGUCAGCUAAUCUUGGUAUGAGCGUUGCUUGCUUUCUAGAAGAUGAAGAGGGUAAUGCGAUUCAGGUUUAUGAUAAACCAGCAGAGCUAGUGUGCACUGUUCCAUUCCCGUGCAUGCCUACUUGCUUUUGGAAUGAUGAUUCAGGAGAAUUGUAUAGAAAUGCAUACUUCAGUAAAUUACCUGGUGUGUGGUGUCAUGGUGAUUAUUGUAUGCAGAACUCACAAACCAAUGGCUUUGUUAUGCUAGGCAGAAGUGAUGCCACACUAAAUCCUAACGGAGUUAGAUUUGGAACUUCUGAGUUAUACUCCGUAAUUGAAUCUCGGUUUAAAGAAGAAAUAAAUGAUUCUGUUGCAGCUGCUUACCGCAAAUACACAAAAGACAGCACAAGUUACACAGAGAAUGUCAUCUUGUUUUUAAAGAUGGCAGAUGGUUUUUCACUUGAUAUGAAGUUGGAAAAUGAAAUACGCCAGCAAAUUCGUGCCCAAUUAACCCCACGCCAUGUCCCAGCUAUUCUAAUGCAAGUACAAGAUAUCCCAUACACAAUCAGUGGAAAGAAAGUAGAAAUGGCUGUCACACAAAUUCUAGCGGGUAUGGAUGUCAAACAUAAAGGAGCUUUCAAAAAUCCAGAAGCUUUGGAGUUAUAUAAGAACAUAGUAAUACCCAGCUAACUUUUUACAUGUUUAAUUUCAAGUUUAACUUUUAUUUUAGUAGACCUAGUCGGUUGCUGAACGUAUUAUACACAUUGCUUCAUUAUCAUUAUAAAGAGGAAGUAAUAACAAAUACAAAUAUAAUGUCACAACAGUAGAGUAAUUAAUCCAAGCACUAACACAUGUAAACAGGGUUGUUUGCACAAAUCCAAAGUAAACAACUGUAGCUUUUAUGAUUAGCCAUUAUACACAACUGCAUAUUAUUUUCGUAGUUUGAUUUUUGAAGAUAUUACUUUAGUUCUAAUUGUUGUAAAGACCAAAAUGUCACAGAUUUCAAAUAUAAUUUUUAGCUGUGUUUCUAUUUUAUGCAAUUAAUUUUUAAUCUGUUCUAGAAGUUCGAGUUCAUUUUUUGUGUUAGCAACUGUGUGAAUUUUAUAACGAAGCAUUAUAUUUAUACGUUUCACUAUUAUGGCAUAGUCUUAGGACUACUUAAAAAUGCUUAAGAGCU